Molecule: messenger RNA, 416 nt
Organism: Dinoponera quadriceps
Lineage: Eukaryota; Metazoa; Arthropoda; Insecta; Hymenoptera; Formicidae
Exons: 2
Source: RefSeq, a predicted model, not a curated record
UAGCAUAAUUAUGAAAUUACUGAUAACAUUAUGAUAAUAUUUAGUAAUAAUGUAUAAUGAAACAUAUGUUUGUAGAAAUCAAUCCUGUGAAGUUACACCAGUUGGCUUGAGGAAAAGCAUCAAAAAACUAUUUGACAAGAAUAAUGUUAUAAAUGACAGUACAAAUGAUGAAGCUGAAAGCGAUGAUGCUAAAAGCCAUAAAGAUUACGAGACAUCUUGUGACAAUAGUGACAAUGAAGAUUAUAUUAUUGAUAAAGACUAUGACUCAUCAAUUUCAUAUUCACCACAUGAAAGGAAAGGUAAAAAACGGAAGGAUAUUACUCAUGAUAAUACCAGAGAAGACAUAAAAGAAUUAAAACUCAACAGUUCCACUGAGUCUCUUGAUGAAAUAGAAUCCUUACAUAACCAUACUCUAG